AGUUUUCCCAGUCAACACACACGCACGUCUCCCUCGAUCAUGGCCGCCCCACGAUCUGUCGUGGGCUCGAGCCUCCACUCUGUAAAGCUAUAUGUACUCCCUCUCUGAAUGAAUCAAGCGUGGUUCAAUCUUCCUCUCUCAAACACCUCCCCUCCCUACAAGGCUACAACCCCGGCGCUCGCCUCCGCCUCCACGCGCGCGCGCCAUCCGUCACCUAGCAGCCUCGUCUCCGAGGCUGCUACACCAGCGACCAUCCCAUUCAUGCGGCACGCGGCUAGGAAAGCUGCGGCCGCGCUGCUAUCGCCGCCGACUCUCCCGUCUCCCUCCUCGGCGCCGCUAUCGCCGCCGUCUCCCUCCUCGGCGCCGCUCCUCCGGUGUCCCCAGUCCCUGCCCGAGGCAGGAUUGGGACGGAUUCCCCGCGAGCGCGUCCCCACUCCAAUCCCCUUCGCGAGAGGCUGUCACUUCCAUGAUGCACGCUGGCUGCUCGACGAAACGCCCAAGAGGAGCGCGGCCGCGUGGACGGCGGUCAUCGCGGGCUGUGCACGCGCCGGACGGCACGCGGAUGGCAUGGGCGCGUUCGCGGAGAUGCUGGCAGAGGGUGGAGCUGCGCCGAACGCGUUUGUUCUCGCCGCCGUCCUCAGGUGCUGCUCGGGGCUCGGCGACGUGGAGUCGGGCAAGCGCAUCCAUGGGUGGCUGCUGAGGAACGGGGUGCAUCUGGACCGGGUUCUGUGUAAUGCCGUUCUGGACAUGUACGCCAAGUCUGGAGACUACGAGCUGACUAAGCGGGCAUUCAGAGCCAUGGUCGAGGUCGACGCCGUCUCCUGGAACAUAGUGAUCAGCGCGUGUCUGCAGAGCGGCGACAUUCUUGGGUCGACGCAGCUGUUUGAUGAGUCGCCGGUGCGAGACACUUCGAGCUGGAACACAAUCAUCAGCGGCUUGAUGCGGAAUGGGUGCGCUGCCAAGGCGCUGGACCGCCUGUACCAUAUGGCACGAGCUGGGGUGGAGUUUAAUCACUACACAUACUCCACGGCACUUGCCUUGGCUGGCAUGCUUUCUAUGCUGGACCUCGGUCGGCAGCUCCAUGGCCGUGUGCUGACAUCUGCACUGGAGGCUGACGCAUUUGUUCGGAGCUCUCUCAUGGACAUGUACUGCAAGUGCGGCUCAAUAAAGACUGCUGUGUUGGUCUUUGAGAGAUGGUCGCAUCUUACCGGCGACAUGAAAUUUGCAUGGAGCACAAUGAUCGCUGGAUACGUCCAGAAUGGCAGGGAGGAAGAAGCUUUUGAGUUCUUUCGGUUGAUGCUGUGUGAAGGGGUUGCUGCGGAUCAGUUCACCCUCACCAGUGCAGUUGCGGCGUGUGCAAAUGCAGGGAUGGUUGAGCAAGGCAGGCAAGUGCAUGGAUGCAUCGAGAAGCUAGGGCACAGUUUUGAUGCACCAUUGGCAUCUAGCAUCGUCGACAUGUAUGCUAAGUGUGGCAACCUUGAUGACGCUUGCAGGAUGUUUGACAUAGCUCCCACGAAGAACGUUGCUCUCUGGACUUCAAUGCUGUGCUCCUAUGCGUCACAUGGGAAAGGUAGGAUGGCCAUAAAACUCUUCAACAGAAUGACUGCAGAAAAGAUCAAACCAAAUGAGGUCACCCUUGUCGGUGUUCUAUCUGCCUGUAGCCAUGGCAGAUUGGUCAGUGAAGGAGAGCACUUCUUCAAGCUAAUGCAAGAAGAGUAUGGAAUUGUUCCGAGCAUUGAGCAUUACAAUUGCAUGGUUGAUCUUUACGGUCGAGCUGGACUGCUCGACAAAGCAAAUAUCUUCAUCAAUGAAAACAAGAUUAAGCACGAAUCUAUUGUUUGGAAGACACUACUGUCAGCUUGUCGAGUUCACAAGGACAUGGAGCACGCAAAACUUGCUUCUGAAAGUUUGAUUCAACUGGAGCAAUGUGAUGCUGGAUCAUAUGUUAUGCUGUCAAACAUGUAUGCCACUCACAGCAAAUGGCGCGACAUUUCGAAGCUCAGAAGUUUGAUGCUGGAAAGGGGGGUUCGGAAGCAACCCGGACGGUCUUGGAUCCAUCUGAAGAACACCGUGCAUACUUUUGUCGCGGGGGACGCGGCACACCCGAGAUCAUCUGAAAUUUAUACUUACUUGGAGAAGUUGAUGGAGAGACUAAAGGAACUGGGGUACACUAGUAGAAUUGAUCUUGUUGCUCAUGAUGUGGAGGAGGAACAAAGGGAAACAGCUCUGAAGUUCCAUAGUGAGAAGCUUGCCAUGGCAUUUGGGAUCAUCAGCACUCCUAGUGGGACUCCACUUCGAAUCUUCAAGAACCUGCGUAUUUGUGUGGACUGUCAUGAAGCAAUCAAGUAUGUAAGCCGAGCCACAGAUAGGGAGAUCGUUGUACGAGAUUUGUACCGGUUUCAUCAUUUCAAGGAUGCGAAGUGUUCUUGUGAGGAUUUCUGGUGAAAGAUUUACCUCAACAAUUUUGGUGGCCAAAUUUUCACACGUGGGUCAAA
This is a messenger RNA of Hordeum vulgare subsp. vulgare (domesticated barley), 2495 nucleotides long. Its product is annotated as pentatricopeptide repeat-containing protein At5g04780, mitochondrial-like. The record is from RefSeq and is a predicted model, not a curated record. Bases 109 to 2445 code for a protein of 778 amino acids. Gene Ontology annotation, biological process: RNA modification. The transcript has a single exon. Gene Ontology annotation, molecular function: protein binding; zinc ion binding; RNA binding. NCBI's taxonomy places the organism in Eukaryota, Viridiplantae, Streptophyta, Magnoliopsida, Poales, Poaceae.